Messenger RNA from Seminavis robusta, 2502 nucleotides. The record is from the annotation of a GenBank genome assembly. Lineage: Eukaryota; Bacillariophyta; Bacillariophyceae; Naviculales; Naviculaceae.
GCGGCAAACUCGGAUUUGAAGCACUUCGAUGAUCCGAUUCGAUUCGAUUUAGUUCGAAAAAUUCGACUGAUUUUCGAUUAAACAAAAAUGACUUUAUGCACGGCUGACUGAGUGUCCAAAGCCUCCUUGCAUCUGAGCAACUUUGACUGGCACCCACCAGUCCGGAAGCAGGGUCACUUUUUGCUUCCUUCCCCUUUGGCAACCAUUUUCUCAAUUCAAUAGAGUAUUGAUAGCCAAGUCAAGAUAAAAAAGCAACCAUGUCCAAGCCCAAGAGCCGAAGAAACCUUACCAAGGACGACAGCAAGAGGUUCUACACCAGCGAGAGUGUCCGUGAUCUCUACAGCAGCAAGAGUGUCAAAGAUCUGUACGGUAGUCUCGGUCCUCCCAGCAGCAAGGCUCUCAGCGUUGGCGACGACUCGGAAGAAGAAGAAGAAGAAGAGGAGCAAGUAAUGGAACAAAACGGCAGCAGCAGCAGCAGUCAGAAUCUCAACAACAAUGAUAAAAAGACGGAAAAAGAUAAGGAAAAUGAUCAGUAUUUGAAACUGCAUGAAGUGCUCGAAGAAGCCUACGUGGAUGACGACGAAAAGGAAGAAAAGUGGGAACGGGAACGCAAAAAGAAGCUUUUGGCCGACGUCAAAAAGUUAGUUUCCAAAAAGACAGUCAAGGCGCAAAAUGAUGCCGGAGAAACUGCCUUGCACGUGGGAUUGCGGACCAAAGCACCGACCAAUGUGCUCAAGCUCUUGUUGGAAGUUGAUCCCGAGGCAGUUUCCUGCAUGGAAGACGACAACAAGUGCCUGCCCCUCCAUGCUUCACUCACAUACAAGGCAGAAUUGGUUUUUAUCAAACAACUCCUCAAGGCAUAUCCCGAAGCCAUUGACAAAAAAGACAAAAAGAAACGAACUCCACUUCAUUUGGUCUUUGAGAAAAACGAAAAUGCCGAUCCCAAAGUGGCCAAUACCAUUUUGGAAGAAAGCGUCAAGGCGUCGGAACAGCAAGACAAAUGGGGGCGGACCCCACUGCACACGGCCAUUCAAUUUCAGGCGUCUCUCGAAAUUAUUCGAAAACUCAUCACGGCGGGACCGGCCGCGUUGAAGAAAAAAGAUGCCAAGGAACGAACACCCCUUCAUCAAGCCGUCGAGAAAAAGGCGCCUGUUCCGAUUGUAUUGGAGGUGAUUAAUGCGUAUCCAAAGGGUACGGUCGAAGAAAAUGGAUCCAAACGAAAUCCUCUCCAUGUUGCCAUGGAGUACAGAGCUCCCAAACAGAUUGUCAAAGAACUCGUCGAAAAGAGCCCCAAAAAUUCAUUCAUGGACAAGACCAAAAAGGCACUCGUCAUGCAGGAUUCCUCUGGAUUAACACCUCUCAGUGUAGGAUUGAAAUAUCAGGCUCCCAUUGAAUGUGUCAUGUUUGUCCUCGAUGCAUGUCCCAAAAUGACAAAAGUCGAAGACAACGAAGGCCGACUCCCACUACACUUGGCCAUGGAACACCGGGCACCCAAUGCACCCAUUGUCGAAGCACUCGUCGAAAAGAAUCCAAAAGCACCCAAAGCACUCGAUCAAUGGUUGCGGACACCGCUACACAGUGGAAUGGAAUUUCGAGCGCAAGUCAAUGCGGUACGGACCGUCUGCGACAAGUAUCCCAAAGCAACACAACUGGUCGAUUCCAAUGAUCGAUACCCGCUGCAUUUGGCCAUGCGCUUUGAAGCGCACAAGGAGGCCGUUCAGAUUGUGUUGGAUUUGAGUCACAAACAAGUCGACAAGAAGGACAAAUACCAUCACACCCCACUGCACGAAGGACUGGCGCGACGAGCACCACACAAUUGUGUCAAGAUACUAUUGGAUCAAUGUGAUCCAGAAACAAUCAUGGCAGUCGAUGACAAGGGCAGGAACUGUCUCCAUUUGGGUCUCGAGAAGGAAGCCAAGGGCCGGGUGGUGCAAGAAGUCCUCAAACGAUGUCCCGACCUGGCGCUGGCCCAAGACAAGGAUGGGAACACGCCCUUGCAUAUUGGCAUGAUGAACAAGGCCAAACUAGAAGCAAUUCAAGAAUUUCUCAAGAUCAAGGAAGCCGAAGAAAUGGUCAAGAUCCGCAACAACGAUGGGAAUACGGCCUACCAGUUGGGCCAAACCCACCGAGCACCAGUCUCCUGUAUGCAGGCAGUACGCAAUGUUUCGGAUAAGAAGGUGCCGGAAAAGAAGGUACCGGAAAAAAAGGUACCGGGAAAGAAGAAGAGGGAAAAGAAAGACGAGAAGAAAGAUAUAUCGUAGUGUAGCAAGCAAGCUAUCGGCAGGGUAGUACAGUAGUUGAGUAAUAGUGUUGUAGUAUUUAUUUUGUUGAGAUACCCUUUGUCUUGCGGAGCGCGAAUUGCUCUCUCUUUUGUGCCAUAGCUGCAGUCCUCUCGGCAUCAGACGGCCCAUCUGUGCCAAAUGCGGCCCCACCUACAAGCUAGCUUGGCUAGUAGAGCCACCCGUACCCACAACCCGUUGCCUAACAUCGAGCUGAUGAUCU